UUUGAAUUGUUCAUUUUGCUGUGGUAGCUUGCUGGUGCUACUCAAACUCAGAAGCACGUGUGACAGCUUUGAAUUCACUGGACCAGUGCAGACAGCAAGAGAGGGAAUUCUGCAUGAAUUCUUGCUAGGAUUGCCCAGUGAGGCACCAGACCUUGGAACCAUGGCCUCAAUCCUCCAGUGCUGCCCUUUCCUAGCUCGGGACCCAGCCACCAUCCUGGGCAAAUUGCGCCCCCUGCUGGCCAGCAAUGCCCAGCGCUGCCCUGUAUUGGUGUCCCGCACCUUCUCCAGUUCGGCUGAUGACUUUCAGCAAGGGAAGGAGACCUGUGGAGAUACUGGAACUACUCAGGCUGUACCUGUGGCUUUCCCCACCACUCACUGCCCUUUCAUGGAGUCAGAGCGCCAAAGUGGACAGAGUUCUUUUGUGCAAAAAGCAAAACUGGAGGUCCAGGAGGACGUCAGGACUUUCAAAUCCGGGGUGCUGACUUCUCUGUUCAGAGAGAUGCAGUCCAGCCUCAAGAAGAAGUUGCUCGACUCUGACCAAGUUUCACACCUCAUCCAGGACAACAUGCCAGGAAGCACCACCUUUGACUAUGACAAGUUCUUUGAGGGCAAGAUCCAGGCAAAGAAGCAAGAUCACACCUACCGGGUUUUCAAGACAGUGAACCGUCGGGCUGAAGCCUACCCUUUUGCGGAGGACUAUUCUUGCUCCCAGGCUGGAUCACGGGAGGUGUCUGUCUGGUGCAGCAAUGACUACCUGGGAAUGAGUCGCCACCCCCAAGUGUUGCAGGCCAUCAAGGAUACGCUGCAGCUUUAUGGAGCAGGAGCCGGGGGCACCAGGAACAUCUCUGGCACCAGCAAGUUCCAUGUGGAUCUGGAGAAAGAGCUGGCUAGCUUGCACAGCAAAGACGCUGCCCUGCUUUUCUCCUCAUGCUUCGUGGCCAACGACUCCACCCUCUUCACUCUGGCCCGCAUGCUGCCAGGGUGUGAGAUCUACUCGGAUGCAGGGAACCAUGCCUCCAUGAUCCAGGGCAUCCGCAACAGCGGUGUGCCUAAGUACGUCUUCCGACACAAUGACCCCAAACACCUGGAGGAGCUUCUGAGCAAAGCCAAGCCCAGCACCCCAAAGAUCGUUGCCUUUGAGACUGUGCACUCCAUGGAUGGUGCCAUCUGCCCACUGGAGGAACUGUGUGACGUGGCACACCGCUAUGGAGCCAUCACAUUUGUGGAUGAGGUCCAUGCUGUGGGACUUUAUGGGGCCCAUGGAGCUGGUAUUGGAGAGCGUGACGGAGUGAUGAACAAAAUAGACAUUGUCUCUGGCACACUGGGGAAGGCUUUUGGCUGCGUGGGCGGCUAUGUGGCCAGCACCACUUCCCUUAUCGACACAGUGCGCUCCUACGCAGCUGGCUUCAUCUUCACCACCUCCCUGCCCCCCAUGGUCCUGGCUGGGGCCCUGGAAUCGGUCCGGAUCCUGAAGAGUGCAGAGGGGCAGGCGCUGCGCCGUGCCCACCAGCGCAAUGUGAAGCACAUGCGCCAGCUGCUUAUGGACGCAGGGCUGCCUGUGGUCAGCUGCCCCAGCCAUAUCAUCCCCAUACGGGUUGGAGACGCGGCUCUGAACACCCACCUUUGUGACUUGCUCCUGUCUGAAUACAGUAUCUAUGUCCAGGCCAUCAAUUACCCCACUGUGCCUCGGGGUGAAGAGCUGCUGAGGCUGGCCCCUUCACCCCACCACACCCCACCCAUGAUGGACUACUUUGUGGAGAAACUCCUGGCAGUGUGGCAGGAGGUGGGCCUACCUUUGCAGGUCACAGCCUCCCCUGAAUGCAACUUCUGCCGCCGCCCACUUCAUUUUGCCCUCAUGAGUGAGUGGGAACGGGAUUACUUUGGCAAUAUGGGGCCACGCUACAUCAUGCUUGGGGCCUGAGCACACAGGAAGAGUGAUGCCUCCAACUGGACAGGAAAAGGCAUCAGUAUACUUGACACCUCUGCUGUCAGAAAAGGGGAAGGAAGAUUUCUGUAUGCAAUAAAUCUCUACAGCAAUAAA
Varanus komodoensis (Komodo dragon) is the source of this 2041-nucleotide messenger RNA. RefSeq names its product 5'-aminolevulinate synthase 2 (gene ALAS2). Bases 161 to 1921 code for a protein of 586 amino acids. NCBI's taxonomy places the organism in Eukaryota, Metazoa, Chordata, Lepidosauria, Squamata, Varanidae. Gene Ontology annotation, biological process: hemoglobin biosynthetic process; erythrocyte development; heme biosynthetic process. The record is from RefSeq and is a predicted model, not a curated record. Gene Ontology annotation, cellular component: mitochondrial matrix; mitochondrion. Gene Ontology annotation, molecular function: 5-aminolevulinate synthase activity; pyridoxal phosphate binding. The transcript has 11 exons.